Messenger RNA from Racocetra persica, 717 nucleotides. Lineage: Eukaryota; Fungi; Glomeromycota; Glomeromycetes; Diversisporales; Gigasporaceae. The record is from the annotation of a GenBank genome assembly.
AUGAAUAUUCCCAAAAUUGAAGAUUCAUCAUCAAAACCUUUAGCAGCUUUAUUAAUAAGCAAUGCAUUUAAUCCUAUUACUACACAAAUUUUAGAAAAAUUUAAAAAAGCAAAAGAACAUUUAGAAAAUGAAUAUGAAAUAGUGAAUGGAUUUAUUUCACUAUAUUCAAAGAAACAUGUUGAUAAUAAAUACUAUGAAGAUGCAAUACCACUGCAUCACAGAUUAGAAAUGAUCAAGAUAGCUAUAAAUAGAUUGUCUUGGAUAAAACUUGAUGAAUAUGAAUCUUCAUCAGAAAAAAAUAUUUACAAAUCUCAUGAAAUUAUUCAUAAUUUAUCUAACCUUUUAAAUAAAGAAGCAAAAAAACCUAUUAAAGUAUUUUAUUUUUGUGAAUCAAAUCAAAUAAUAGAUGAAGAAAUUAAACCAACUCAUUUGGAAAAUUAUGGACUAAUCAUAAUUGAAGGAUAUCAUAAAGAAAAAGACAAAGAUCUAGAUUGGGAAGAAAAAUGUAAAGAAAAAAUAGGGAAACUCUAUGAAAAAGAUGUAUGGAAAAAAUUCAAAAAAGAAAUUAUUUGCGUGAAUUAUAAUGAAUCUACGAUUAGCUCAGAAAACAUUAGAAAAAUGAUAAUAAAUAACGAUGAAAAUUGGAAAAAUUACUAUACAGGAGAAAUAAUAACAUAUAUAGAACACAAUAAACCGAACUUUUUUAAAACCAUUUAG